AUGGUCGUCGUCGCCUUCGUUGCUGAAGUAGGAGUGGAAUCAGAAGUAGGAGCAGAAUCAGCAGAAGUAGGAGACGAAACAGAAUCAACAGAAGUAGGAGCAGAAACAGAAUCAGCAGAAGUAGGAGACGAAACAGAAUCAACAGAAGUAGGAGCAGAAACAGAAUCAGCAGAAGUAGGAGACGAAACAGAAUCAACAGAAGUAGGAGCAGAAACAGAAUCAGCAGAAGUAGGAGACGAAACAGAAUCAACAGAAGUAGGAGCAGAAACAGAAUCAGCAGAAGUAGGAGACGAAACAGAAUCAACAGAAGUAGGAGCAGAAACAGAAUCAGCAGAAGUAGGAGACGAAACAGAAUCAACAGAAGUAGGAGCAGAAACAGAAUCAGCAGAAGUAGGAGACGAAACAGAAUCAACAGAAGUAGGAGCAGAAACAGAAUCAGCAGAAGUAGGAGACGAAACAGAAUCAACAGAAGUAGGAGCAGAAACAGAAUCAGCAGAAGUAGGAGACGAAACAGAAUCAACAGAAGUAGGAGCAGAAACAGAAUCAGCAGAAGUAGGAGACGAAACAGAAUCAACAGAAGUAGGAGCAGAAACAGAAUCAGCAGAAGUAGGAGACGAAACAGAAUCAACAGAAGUAGGAGCAGAAACAGAAUCAGCAGAAGUAGGAGACGAAACAGAAUCAACAGAAGUAGGAGCAGAAACAGAAUCAGCAGAAGUAGGAGACGAAACAGAAUCAACAGAAGUAGGAGCAGAAACAGAAUCAACAGAAGUAGGAGCAGAAACAGAAUCAACAGAAGUAGGAGCAGAAACAGCAGAAGUAGGAUCAGAAUCAGCAGAAGUAGGAUCAGAAUCAGCAGAAGUAGGAUCAGAAUCAGCAGAAGUAGGAGUAGAAUCAAAAGUAGGAAAAGAAUCGGCAGAAAUAGGAGUAGAAUCAGCAGAAGCAGGAGCAGAAGCGGCAAAAGAAGGAGCAGAAGCAACAGAAUUAGGGGCAGAAUCAGCAGAGGCAGGACAGGCCAGAGCUCCUACGAAGGGUGAGGGAGACUGUGCCCUUUAACAGCCCGAUAGAUAGCCACCGAGACUCCGGUCGUAGUUAUUAAUUCCUUGUCUUCUCUCUGCCGCCGCCCUCGUCUCUUUUCCCUUCCUCCCCUUCAUUUAUUGUCUCUUUCUCUAGCUCCCACUUUCGUUCCGUCCGUUUUGUCAUUCGCGUUUCUCCGGGAGUAUUCGAUCUGUGUGCCUCAUCCCACCUUCUUCCGCAUAUAAAAUUCCAAAAUCGAGUUUUUUAUGUUCAUUCCCGACGGUAGA
Molecule: messenger RNA, 1301 nt
Organism: Penaeus chinensis
Lineage: Eukaryota; Metazoa; Arthropoda; Malacostraca; Decapoda; Penaeidae
Product: dentin matrix acidic phosphoprotein 1-like
Exons: 2
Coding region: 1-1053 (350 amino acids)
Source: RefSeq, a predicted model, not a curated record